Ogataea parapolymorpha DL-1 is the source of this 444-nucleotide messenger RNA. RefSeq lists its product as uncharacterized. The record is from RefSeq and is a predicted model, not a curated record. Gene Ontology annotation, biological process: RNA processing. The coding region runs from base 1 to 444 and encodes 147 amino acids. NCBI's taxonomy places the organism in Eukaryota, Fungi, Ascomycota, Pichiomycetes, Pichiales, Pichiaceae. The transcript has a single exon.
AUGGCCGAUAAGGCUGUUUACCAGUACAAUUUGGUGCACGCGGCAAAAGACGGCCGGCUGCGACGGCAGCUACGGCGACGGUUUUUGGCGACGUGCGACAGACACAAUCUAAUGCUACCGGAGGCGGUGGGAGAAGAUGGGUACAUUUUCUGUCCCCGGUGCGAGGACGUCCUCCUAUCGGGGGUCAAUCUGCAGAUUCGUGUGCGGUAUGAGAGCAAGGACGGAGUUCGGAAGCGGACGUUGUGUUACAGAUGUUUGGGGUGCAAGCACGAAAUGACUAAGGACGUGCUGGUGCAAGAAAAAGAGGCGGGCAAGAGUGUAGAGAAAAGUAACGGCAAGGAGCGGGCGCGCAAGAGGAAGAAGAACAAUCUGAGUGAACUGUUGAAAAACAAGCAGCCGAAACAGGCAAAAACGUUGGACCUGAUGGAUUUUAUGAAGAUGUAG